UGAGAAAAAGGGUAGAAAUACGUUGCUGAAAGGGUGGAUGAGAGGAAGACAUUAAUUUUGCCGGAAGCUCCAGCAAUGAAGGAGUGGACCUCGCUUCCAAUACUUUCACUGCGAGCGUGAUAGACAGAUGCCUCUUCCAAUAAGAGCUGGACUUGCCUUAUAUAUACACACCAGUGAAGGGAACGCGUCUUCACUUCUCCACCGGUUCAGUGGGAAGUUGUUUGAAAUGGCCCGGACCAAGCAGACGGCGCGCAAGUCCACGGGCGGGAAGGCCCCGCGCAAGCAGCUGGCCACCAAGGCCGCCCGCAAGAGCGCGCCGGCCACCGGCGGCGUCAAGAAGCCGCACCGCUACCGGCCCGGCACCGUGGCCCUGCGCGAGAUCCGCCGCUACCAGAAGUCCACCGAGCUGCUGAUCCGCAAGCUGCCCUUCCAGCGCCUGGUGCGCGAGAUCGCGCAGGACUUCAAGACCGACCUGCGCUUCCAGAGCUCGGCCGUCAUGGCGCUGCAGGAGGCGUGCGAGGCCUACCUGGUGGGCCUGUUCGAGGACACCAACCUGUGCGCCAUCCACGCCAAGCGCGUCACCAUCAUGCCCAAGGACAUCCAGCUGGCGCGCCGCAUCCGCGGGGAGCGGGCAUAAGCGGUCCCCAUCGACUGGUGGUGACCUUGAAUCCAAAGGCUCUUUUCAGAGCCACCCAAAAUUUCAAUUAGAGCUGUAGGGAAAGAGGCUAGUACUUAGGACCUGGUACCGAUUAAGAGC
Molecule: messenger RNA, 757 nt
Organism: Phyllostomus discolor (pale spear-nosed bat)
Lineage: Eukaryota; Metazoa; Chordata; Mammalia; Chiroptera; Phyllostomidae
Product: histone H3.1-like
Exons: 1
Coding region: 128-637 (169 amino acids)
Cellular component (GO): nucleosome
Molecular function (GO): structural constituent of chromatin; protein heterodimerization activity; DNA binding
Source: RefSeq, a predicted model, not a curated record